Messenger RNA from Ylistrum balloti, 3174 nucleotides. Its product is annotated as serine-rich adhesin for platelets-like. NCBI's taxonomy places the organism in Eukaryota, Metazoa, Mollusca, Bivalvia, Pectinida, Pectinidae. The record is from RefSeq and is a predicted model, not a curated record. The coding region runs from base 1 to 3174 and encodes 1057 amino acids. The transcript has 20 exons.
AUGGUGCCCGAUAGGUCGUCUUCUUUGUCCUCGGUGACCUCAAUUUUAACUUCUCACUCGUCAGUGCCGGUAUUUAAUGAAUCAAGGGUAUUCAAUAACAUGUCAUCUUCACAAAUGACCCCGUCAGGACCAGUUGGGAUAUCUACGAACAUUUUGUCACCAUCAGCUAUUGAAAUGACAUCGAUUCAUUUAAAUCUAAGUACAUUUCUAUCAUCAGUUUUACAAACACCAAGUGAUAUUUCAUCAUCGAAUUCUACUAUAAUGAUCUUCCAAACAAGUGUGGUUCAGAUGUCAUCAACUGGAAGUUUACAGUCAAUUAAUGCAACACCAACGAUGUUUACGUCAAGUAUGACGUCAUCAACACAUCAAUCAAUGCCCUCUUCUAUUACUUUGCCGACCACUUCUGACGUCACAACUCCAGUUAUUGCAAGCGGUACGACGACGCCAGCAUUAAAUACAACACGUACGCUUUCAGUAUCUAUGACGCCUUCAGUUGUUGAAAAUAUGACGUCAUCCAGUAUAACAUCAGACACCGUCAUAUUAACGAACGUGACAAUGACAAUGUCUGUUAAUAUGACCAGCACGAUAUCGCCUAACUCCACGGAGGUGAUGUCUACAUCAAUGGCCCCAGUGACUACUGUACCCACUACUACCCCGACGACCACCACCGCCACCACCACAGAACCUCCCGCAACCACCAAUUCUUUUAUGGCCACCUACUGGACAGUAACAGAUGUUAACGUCCCUGUAUCGACGAAUGUGAGCGGGGAAGAUUUCAUAAACAGAAUGGAAACAGGACUUGCAAAUCUGUACGUUACAGCUUAUUCAAGGAAACGCGAUAUUGAUGCUGGUUCCUUCGACAACAACCGAAGACGACGUGCUGUUACAAAAGGCGAUAUCACAGUCACAAUGCAGGAUGUAACACGUGACCAGACUGACCCAGAAAAUGUCUCAAUGAUGUAUACAGUAGACAAAGCAGAAGUGCCUGUCCCGUCGGCAGCCAACGCCGAAACAAUCAACUUGGUCAGUGAUCAAGAAAUGGCAAUAGAGUUACAAUACGUUGUCACAAAGAAAGCAAAACCAUUAAACUGGGUCGAACCGGUAACAACAACAACGACAACAGAGGCGAUGUCUCCUCCUGCGUCAAAUAAUACCCAGACAUGGAUCAUUGCUGUCGUCGCCGCCGGUGUUACCAUUCUCAUUGUCAUCGCAAUUGUGGGGCUGUGUAUUGCCACCAAGAAGAAGAAAUCAGGUGUAGAUGAGGAAGCCGAACCAAAAUUGAUGAACCUUAAGAACGCUCCAUUGGAUGACGACGAGGAGGAUAUCGGCAGCAGUGGAGGACGUAGUCAUUCAAAAUACUCAAGUAUGGCGGACAGAGAAAGUUCGUCCAACCUGAAAGUUCAGUCACCAAAGAAGCAGUCAUACGAAAUCACAUCUGUAAGGAGUAAGGAGGAGGAUGAACAUCUUUACGCCGAGGUCAAGAAACCAAAGAAGCCUGACUUGGCUUCAAGGAUUGGAAAAUCUAAAGGAUCUCAAGAUGGCUUGGAGACAGAGGACAUAGCAGAGGAUGCUGAAUUGAUAAAAUCCCCUAAAAAGAAAAAGGGAGAAAAAGGGAAACGGAGAAAUAAACGAAAAGACGGAGAACUGGAAGACGAGGAAAAAGAAGUGAUUACUAAAACAGUACACCCAGCUAACCUUUUAGUUCCCCAGUCAGAGCCUUUUGCUGAAAACGCAUAUUACUCUGCAGAGGAAGAAGACGAACUUAAAAAACGAAAAGCUGCAGAGCGAAAGAAAAACAAACAACGAAUUAGAGAAAAGAAGAAGAAAGAAAAACGGCAAGAUAAAAGCGCAGAUCAGUUGAUGGUAGAAUAUCUAGCUGCACAGGAGGAGAUAGACUCAGUACUAGAGGCACCCCCCAAUAAUGAAGAACUCCCAGAUGUGUUCAUCCACAAGAAAAAGAAAGAGCCUACUAAGAGUACGCUGCAAGGACAUGAUAAUAUGGCGUUAUCGGCAGAAGAGUCCCUUAACGUAGCGCGUAGCAGGAUGCAUGAACUCUUAGAUGACGCUUUCUCAUUGAUAUCUCCAUCCGCCGCCAGUAUCACUCAAAAUCAACCACCAGAAGAUGAAGGUUUUCAUUCUCCGAGAACUCAGAGUCCAAGGUCACCAAGGUCACAAUUGAUGUUAUUGAACCAAAGGAAUUUGAACAAAGUAUACCCUGCUGAUGUCGACGCUAUUCCUAUAGGGAACAAUCGCGAGGAUUUGGAGUUAUACGGGUCAGAGGUCAUACUUGUUGACUCGAGAGCUCCAUCACCUUAUUCUGGGCAUGACAUAUUUCUCGCCCGAUCAUCGUCACCGGUUUCUAGCUCUGAAUCCAUCUCCGUACCGGAAGACACUACUUCCACAGGAUCCUACGAUGUUCGGGGUUCAAGUACUACGAAGCAUAGCCCAUUGAAAAUGGAGUCUUACAAAGGUGAACCAAUACUACAGACAUGGAGUCCAUACCGUGCGGCUGACCAGGUUGCUCUAAUAUCCAUGCCAAAUAAGAUGCAAACAACCAUUGGCAGAACACCAAGCGGUCGAACUAAACGCCCUGCAGCUGAUUUAGUAGGUAAAAAAUCCAAAGACAGUGUUCCUAAACCAGCAUUCCUUAAGUCUAGAGAUUUAAUAUCUAGCAAAGGAAGUACUGUAGAUCUCUCCUCAACAAAAUCCCAAAAUGGUGACGUCGCCAAUAGGACAAGUAAAAGUAAAUCUGUUUCAUCUGAAAACACAGACGAACAAGAAGGGGAGACAACUGAGGUUUUACAGUCAAACGAUCAAUUUGAAGACUCAAAAAUAAGUAAUGAAAACGCAAUGUUACCAUCAAUAAGAGAGAGGAAAUUGGCAAAAGCGGCAAAGAAACGUGCAAAAAAUGGAGGAGGAGGUGGGAUUGAAAUGAAACUUUUGAACGGAAAGGUAGGACAAAAGCAUAAAGAGCCGUUCAAAACUGUGCCAAAUGGUGAAGAUGAGAUGGACAUCGUUACUAGGAGUGUUCAAAGUGCUGUGACGCCCGCUUCUACUGUUAAUUCUAUCAGGAACGAGAUCAAGUCAGGUAUACCAGACAAAAAUGUAGUGACAAGUUUUAGUGGACCUGGACGGAACAGUAGAGCCUCAGGUUCAUUAGUAGAUAUAGCAUAA